AAAGACCGAAAUAUCGAUUUUUAGGCCCCUACGAGGCGGUUCGAUGCUCAUAUCUGCCCCGUGCCCCGUUCGCGAAGCGCCUUUCAAAACACCGCGACGCGUGGUGGUGUUAUAAAAUCAUUUUCCAUACAACAUAUUCGUUUUAAACAUUGAGCUAUUUUUUUUCAUAUUUUUCAUCGUCUGCCAUUCGCCGGUCAACUGAAAUCCUGUAUCCAACGUCACAGAUUCUCUCACUCUCUUCCUCUCGGACACAAAACACACACACACACACACACAUACACUUACAUGCAUACACACGGGUCUAUUAUUGCAAUGUAAUCGGUUCGUACAAGCAGUGAGUAAAAACGAAAUUAUAAUGGUGUUUACGCAUCCGAUGUAUCGUUAAAAACUUUGCGACGGAAAUAUUGUCGAUUGGGCGGCUGUCUCGGAUCUUUCGGUAUUCGAUUGUAAUGACAAACUAUACGAGCAGUGCACGCAGUGUGAUUAUUCUAGUUCGGUAAAAAUCGAGACGAAGACAAAAAUCUCGGUGGUGACAUAGUACAAAGAGUGGGGUGGAAAUAUACGAGUGAGAAUUUAAGGAGCGGAUUCCGGAGAGCGGGAGAAACUGCGAACAUGUCAUCGGAAAAAAUGGCGAUCGCAGCUUCAGAAAAUUAUCAGCUCAAAUGGCACAGCUACGGAGCUCACCUUCACACUUCGGUAGCAACUUUGUUACAUUCCGAGUCCUUCGCGGACGUGCUGCUCGCGACGUCUUGCGGCAGGCACGUGGCUGCUCAUCGUUUCGUCCUCGCCGCGUGCUCCUCCUAUCUGAGUCACAUCUUCCAAACGUGCCACUUCGGAGCGAACACGAACGCGCCAAUAAUCGUUGUACUGCCAACGGAAAUUGGUUACCGUACGUUGAAGAUUUUGAUCCAAUACAUGUACAGCGGCGAGGCGACCGUUACGAACGAUCAGCUCGAGGGUGUGCUCAAAGCCGGGGACAUACUGCGCGUACGCGGACUUUGGAGAUCAAACGCGGGCAGCAGUAGCAGCAGCAGCAAAAAGGAAAACAUACAAUCGAACAAUCAAAAAGUGGAGCGCGACAAGAGGGAACAACAACCGAUACCUGGUCAAUUGCAAAAAAUCAAAUUGAUACAACCGGCUGUGCAGUCAGAAAAAAUAGUCGAAACGGUCGGAGGAGCCCUGGCAGGAGCGCAGCCACAGUCGCAGCCGCAGCAUCAGCCACAGCCGGCGGUCGAAACGAACGUCGAAACCCCCGAGAACUCGCCUUCGAUCGCGACGAGCCCCUUGACAACGCUCGCAACGCCACUCUCGAUGCCGGUAUCAGCGGGCAAAACCGUCAUCGAAAAAAACAACGCGGAAGAAGCCGAGGAAAAAAUGAGCGAUAAUGCGAGCAACGACGCGAAGCAACGAGCCCUUGAGGAAAACAAGCUCAUUGAGCAGAGCAAGAACAAAGAAAAUCUCGAGACAAGCGGAAAGAGAAAAAGGGCCACGAAUAGCGACGUCGAAUCGACCAAGUCGAGGAGCGAGGUUGGGGACAACACGGAGUUGAAUUUGGAAUUAUUGGUGAAGGACGAACCUAUAGACUGGGACGAAUCGAUGGAUCCGUCGGAAUCUUUAACGAUAGAUCACGAGAUAGACAUAAAGCCCGAAAUCGUGCACAGCGCGGACGAGGAUGGUGACAUUGAAGAAGAGGAAUACACCCCACUCACCUGCGACAUGUGCAGUCAAACGUUCAACAGACCCUCCGAUUGGGUCAGACAUAUCGAGUUCACUCACGCCGACAUGACGGAAAAUCGACGAAAAAAACGAAAGGGUGACGCUGACGACGACAGCAAAGAAUUCCCACCUUUGAAGUGCGAUUUGUGCGGCAACAUGUACCCAACGCCACAGGAAUGGGUGCGUCACAUUCAGACGGAACACACGGAGGAACAAUUAGCAUUGAUGAACAACUCGGCACCACCGAAACCAAAGAGAGCUCACAGUCAUCAAAAGUUGUGCAACAUUUGCCAAAAAGUAUUUCCGAGUCAUGCAUCAAUGGUGAUACAUCAACGAACGCACACAGGAGAAAAACCGUUUCUCUGUUCCUACUGUAAAAAAGGUUUCAACGUUAAGAGCAAUCUUUUGAGGCACUUGCGAACGUUACACGACAAAUUCGUCCAUCCCAGCCUGUACGGGAGUAACGGUACCAAAAACUCCUAGACCUCUUAGAACUUGAAAUCGAUUCAUCCCCGUUUUUCUACAAACAAACUACAUAUACCAAAAAAUAUUAUGAAUUAACCAACAAAGAAAAAAGCUCAAUUGCAAGGCGUUGUCGGACUACUACCGACCAGAGAGGACAAGAAAACGUUGUAAAUUAGUCAUCCUCUCAACAUAAUGACAGCGUGUAUGAUGCUGUGCGACAUGCGAGUGUCGGAGAAAUAAGUACCCUUUUAAACAUGUUUUUACAACUUUUCUCAAAAAGCCUAUCUUCUUUUUCGUUUUUAUUUUGCUGCUUAAUACGGCGUCGAUGCUUGUCAUCUUGAAAAAUUAUUUGCCGUUUACAUUCCUACGUGUCCCCCGAGUGCCGCGUCACUCAACAUAGACAAUAAAUUUAGUUGGUCAUUAACUUUUAAAGUAAAAACUUCAUACCCCUCAAUGCUUGUUUCGAGUCAUACGGCGUCGGUGCCGAUUUUCAUUCUCAUUAUCACACUCCGACGACUGUGUAUCUUCCUACGUUCAACAUGAUACGAUCGUAUUAGCGCGCUUGUAAAAAGUUGUAAAAACACUUUUUUUUUUUCAAUGUAAGAAUUUUCCGAGGGAACUCGAUCCCUCAGCCCAUUCUUAAUUUAUUUACAAUUAUAAGUGGCUAAAUCUUCGUCUCGUUUCUUCGUACGAUACCUCCGUACCCGGAGAACAUGAGAAGGAUCGUUGUCAAAUGCGUCCUAGACUAAGGCAGAGAGCAAAUGUGAGAGAACGAACGAACGAAGCGAGUAUAUUUUGAGCAAACGCAGUUCUCGUCAUUUCGAACAAAAAGGUUUUCCAUUCAGUUUUACGGAAUUGAAUUGUUGUAAAUUAUUUCUUAAAAAUCUUUGUUAUUUUAAAGCUGCAUAUUUCCACUCUUUUCGCUCUGAUGUAAAUAAUUUUUCUUCAUUACUACUAAAAGGAAAGUAAUUCUACAAAACAAACAGCACAGAAUGACAUUUAUUAUCGUCAUAAUGAUUCGUAAUACCGCGCAUGUGUUGAAGCGCGGAGGGCGAGGAGGGGGCGGUACCAUUCGAAUCAUAACGAAGCGUAGGAGUCAACAUGAGCAGCAAGAAAAUAUCACAAGUGAUUUUUAUUAAAUAAUCAAUGACGAAAGAAAAAUGAAAUGAAUAGUAGAUUUUUAUCAAUGAGUCCUCGUCUCUGGUUACACGUGAAUUAAGCAGAAUCAAAGUACGUUUUUCUCAGGACUUAUGCAAAUAAUUAGAAACCAUUUGGUUCAAUUAAUUUCACACACCCUUUGAAAUAUUCCAAAGUGAUCUGAAGAAAGUUAAAAAAAACCCACCGAGUCGAAAAGAGCACCUGGUGUCAUUCCAGUUAUCAAAUAUAAACAAUCUUAUCGAUACUUCUUCAAUUAUUCAUCCACAGGAUGCUAUUAAGAUAACAGGAAAUAACGUAACGCUGGAAUUUUAUGGGUUUUUUCUCGAUACGAAGCAAUAACCAUGAAUUUCAAAUCGAAGAGGCUGAACGACUAUUGCCAAAAUACCAAUUGAGUUGUCCAUAAUUUUGCAAAAAAAAGAAAAGAAAAUUGAAAAAAAAAUCUCAACUUUUUUUCGUUUGUCUCAAACGUAAUUAUACAUAAUGAAAUACCAAAGAUCUACUUAGCUUGAAUAGAAGAGUACCUUAAGAGUAUGCAUGUUUUUAAGGGACAAUGGCGAGAAAGACAAAUACGAUCAAAUGAAAUGGACGAGUGUGAUUCCAAUGCCGCGUGAAGAUAAUUUGAGUGAGAGACAUAAAGAUAAAUGUAAUAUAAUUCCGCGUUUAAAUCAACAUCUACUGAUUCGAUAAAUUAUUAAAUUUUAAUUCAUAACCAAAUAAACGAAAUAAAAAAAAAAAA
Messenger RNA from Venturia canescens, 4075 nucleotides. Its product is annotated as zinc finger protein 432-like. The transcript is spliced from 6 exons. Gene Ontology annotation, biological process: regulation of transcription by RNA polymerase II. Bases 613 to 2199 code for a protein of 528 amino acids. The record is from RefSeq and is a predicted model, not a curated record. Gene Ontology annotation, cellular component: nucleus. Lineage: Eukaryota; Metazoa; Arthropoda; Insecta; Hymenoptera; Ichneumonidae. Gene Ontology annotation, molecular function: protein binding.